Messenger RNA from Phymastichus coffea, 975 nucleotides. RefSeq names its product mucin-2-like. Lineage: Eukaryota; Metazoa; Arthropoda; Insecta; Hymenoptera; Eulophidae. Bases 1 to 975 code for a protein of 324 amino acids. Gene Ontology annotation, cellular component: extracellular region. The record is from RefSeq and is a predicted model, not a curated record. The transcript has 2 exons. Gene Ontology annotation, molecular function: chitin binding.
AUGAAUAACCGUUACGAAAUUCCAGAGCGCAGAAAAUCGAAGAAGAGAUUGAUAAUCAUUAUUCCCGUUAUUCUUCUUGUGCUAAUCACAUUAACAGCUCUAAUUAUAAUUUUAUUAAAUAAUUACUUCAAAAGCAGAGAGAUCCAAGAUCAGCUACCGACAACUGUACCACCCCAACAACCAACUAUCUGUGUGUCCACUAAUUUAGUUGAUAUAAGCGAAAAAACGGAAAGUAGCAUUGUUAAAUGUCCGGAAAAGAAUGAUGUAGCAAAUGUGCUGCUACCUAAUCCCGAUAAUUGUUCAACUUUUUUUCAAUGUGUUGACGGUGAACUACAGUUGCUAUCAUGUCCUAUUGACUUGCAUUUCAAUGCGAAACUAAAAACUUGCGAUUGUAAAUGGGCUGCUGGAUGUCAGUCUUUCAUAACCAAUGAAACGACUACGUUCAUUCCCAAAUUUACCACAUCUACUCAAGCUAUAACUUCUACUAUCGAGCCCACAACUCUCUCUACUGAACCCUCUACUGAACCUACAACUCCCUCUACUGAACCCAUAACUCCCUCUACUAAACCCACAACUCCCUCUACUAAACCAACAACUCUCUCUACUGAACCCGAACCCACAACUCCCUUUACUAAACCCACAACUCCCUCUACUGAACCCACAACUCCCUCUACUGAACCCACAACUCCCUCUACUAAACCCACAACUCCCUCUACUAAACCCACAACUGUUUUGCCUUCCGAUGGUUGCAAAAAUGUCGCACCUGAUCCAUUUGGGAAAUAUCCAGUAUAUUGUCCCCCACAAGAAGGGCCGGAAGAUAAUUUUUUUUUUUCAAAUCCAAAAGAUUGUCAAAGUUUUUAUCAUUGCACAUACGGUAUACCUUAUUUGUGCAAAUGUCCAGGAAAUUUAUUCUUUAAUCCAAAAAAAGAAGUAUGUGAUUGGCCACGCAAUGUUAAAUGUCAUGUUGAAAACUGA